Molecule: messenger RNA, 1019 nt
Organism: Orussus abietinus
Lineage: Eukaryota; Metazoa; Arthropoda; Insecta; Hymenoptera; Orussidae
Product: sperm-associated antigen 7 homolog
Exons: 5
Coding region: 95-793 (232 amino acids)
Molecular function (GO): nucleic acid binding
Source: RefSeq, a predicted model, not a curated record
GCAUAGAGAGUAUACCGUUGUUCGUAAGGGAUUAGUGAUUUCGAUUAAAGCAGUACGAUUUUGUUCUCGAGAUAAAUAAAAUAGAUCUAGAACCAUGGAUUUAUUGGGUUCUAUUCUUAAUUCGAUGGAUAAGCCUCCAACAGUGAGCGAAAGUCAAAAAGCAUUGAUUAAAAAACAGCGCGAAGAACAACAAAAGCGUCAGAGGGCAGAUGCAGACAGACUUAAUAAAUUCAGGGAAAAGGUUGAGGAAAAGAUAAACCAAUUUUUACGCGAUGACAACGCAAAGGAGUACAAGUUCGCACCUAUGGAGCAAGUCUAUAGAAGCAUAGUACAUGAUGUUGCCGAAAUAGCCAAUGUGUGGGCUUAUUCUAUCGGAGAAGAUGGAAUUGAUAGACAUAUUAUGAUCUUCAAGAGAGAAUAUGCACCAUCGGAGGAUCAUUUGAAUGCUUUGCGAAGGGGAGAAGAAUGGAACGAGGAGAUAGCAAAAAGGUUACAAGAAGAACGAGUGAGGAGGGCUAAAGAAGAAGAGGAAGAUGCUAAAUCUAGGAAACGCAAGCAAGAUUUUGUACCAAACUGUAACUAUAAGGAUAAGUAUGAACAUCUGAUAGGCAAAGAAGCUGCACUCGAAGCUGCUAGAAAGACGGAAGCAAGUAGCACUUAUGGCUGUGUUCCCAGUGAAAAUAAAAAAGAUCAGCGAAGUAUAGAACAAACUUUAGCAGACAUUCGAGCAAAACGGAAGAAACUUGAAGCUGCAGCUGCUGAUACAAAUGCCAAAAGUGAUAGUACAAAAUGACAUAUUACUUGUCUUUUAUGUAGUUACUCAUGUUUUAUCUCUUAUUAUUCUUUCAUGGACUGUAAAUAGUUGGAAUCAUGUAACCCUUAAAUACAGUAACAACCUUUGUUAAUUCGUUUAAUAGCAUACGAAUUUACGUUAAUUACUUAAGUAUUAUCAGCCUAGUUUCCACCAGGCUGAGAUUAUUGUAUUUUCAUGACAAUUUAAUAAAAACGACGAUUUAGUA